This is a messenger RNA of Callorhinchus milii (elephant shark), 1993 nucleotides long. It is a transcript of the gene lemd1, whose product is annotated as LEM domain containing 1. Bases 186 to 899 code for a protein of 237 amino acids. Lineage: Eukaryota; Metazoa; Chordata; Chondrichthyes; Chimaeriformes; Callorhinchidae. The record is from RefSeq and is a predicted model, not a curated record. The transcript is spliced from 7 exons.
ACAGCGCGGAGCAUGCGCAGAGCUCGCAGCAGACAGACAGACGGAGAGAGCUGGGCAUGCGCAGUGCGCAGUUAGCGCCAACCGUUGGGAGUGGAGUAACGGCGGCGGCUCGAGCUUCAGGUGACAGACUCCCCCGGGGGGAGCUUUUCAGUACUUAAAGACGUUAAGACAUCAAUGCUAAUGCAAUGGAUACCAAGGCACUGACAGAUGAAGAAUUGAAGGAACAUCUGAUGAAAUAUGGAAUCACCCCAGGUCCUAUUGUGGCCAGCACCAGGAUGGUUUAUGAGAAGAAGCUGUUGAAGUUGAUGGGCCAGGGUCCAUCCGUGCCUCCGCUGAAGCAGAACGGCACUGGAGAUCUCGACCAGUACUCGGACAGCGAAGAGGAAGAUGACUUCCCUCCUGAGGGUGCUGCAGCAAGAGUUACUGUGUCAGAAUCCUCGUACCUGAGACAAACCAUAACUCAAAAGGGGGCCACGGUGAACAGGUCAGGUCAAGUUCAGGUGGAUGGGGGAAAGGAUGUGCUGAGCAAGACGCUUACAUCUGAAGUAGAUUCUCCAUUGGGAAUCAGUGCAACACGUCGAAGACCUAUCAAGGGAGCGGCAGGCCGACCAGUCCAGUACAGAUACGAUGAUCUGCUGACCCAGGCGAAGGAGAGGAGCUCGGCCACAGCCAAGAGAGACGCCAGCCCAGCCCCGCGCCUCGUGCCCGUGUGGCUGCAGCUCCUGCUGUUCAUCAUGGUGGUUUUCUUCCUCUUCCUGGUCUAUCAGGCCAUGGAGAGCAAUCAAGAGAGCCCCUUUGCCUACUUCAUUGAGGACUCUCGGAACCAGGUGGCAUCUCAGCCAGACCAGUUGGAAUCACAGGCAUCUCCCGACCUCAAUCCCCAGGCAGCUCAAGAGUAGAUCAGUUCACCCAAACAGACGCCUGUCUGUCAGUCUGUCUGUCUGUCUGUCAGUCAGUCCCUGAUUUUUUUUUCAAGUAAUGUUUUAAAUAUUAAAAUGCCCUUUGAGCUUUCACUUGUUUUAUACAUUGGGUAUCUAUGACCUUAUGUCAGCCAGUUACAUCUCUAUUGAAAAAUGCCUUGAUAUGUUGAAAUAACUUUUUUUCUUCCCCCCCCCCCCCCCAUGUUUCUUCCCUUUUUUGCUUCCUCCCACCCCCAUCUCAAGCCAUUGUGGUGAGGAACACUGUUAUCUAGUUAGGUUAAGAAGUUGUGUGGAAGGGGAUGUGGGAAUGUGGUGGGUUAGCAGGAUAGUGACGUUUUCUCGUGUUGUCUGUUUGGUAUCGUGAUUUCGCUCCUUCCCCCCUAACAUCCCUCUCCUCCUUGACCUACCCAGAUCCCAAAUCAGAUGUUACAAACUUUUACAGCGCGUUUGCAUCGCACGAGGCACUCCAAAUCUCCGACAUGGUACACACUGGUCAUUUGUGGAGUCCUGUGGUUAGAGCUCUCGCCUCGCAAGCGAGAGGACCCGGGUUCGAUUCCCGGGCAGGGCGAAACCUUAGGCAUGUUUCCUUACUCCACACACACGCCUCUGUUUACCUAGCAGUGAGUAGGAACCCGGUUGUUAGUCGAUGGGCGGGUCGCUUUUCCGGGGGUAAUAAUCCCUUCAACACUUCAUUAAAAAAAAUAAUUUGGUCGCUCAAUCCACCACUGUUUGUGGGACACUGCUGUGCGCAAAUGACUGCCACGUUUCGCCCACGAAAAUAUACAGUCAAUUCACUUUACAGCAUAUCCUGUGUAGCGCUUUGAGAUGUGAUGAGGUUCAGUAUCAUAUCGAGGGAUUAUUAUUAUUAAUUUUCUUUUGAUCAUUUCUUCAGUGACAGACACUGGGGUAUAUAUAUAAAAAACUUUUUUACAAUUUGAAAUUUGUUGUUGUGAGUACAGUUACUUAGCGUAAAAUUUCAUGUGUGUUCAUCGCCUUAUAAAUGCCUUUUCCUUGUGUUCUUUAUAUUUAGGGCAUUGUAUGUAAGAGUGUUUUUUAAAUCCAGACUUUUAUUA